This is a messenger RNA of Aspergillus brunneoviolaceus CBS 621.78, 1874 nucleotides long. Its product is annotated as DUF2841 domain-containing protein. The transcript has 6 exons. Lineage: Eukaryota; Fungi; Ascomycota; Eurotiomycetes; Eurotiales; Aspergillaceae. The coding region runs from base 220 to 1623 and encodes 467 amino acids. The record is from RefSeq and is a predicted model, not a curated record.
CAAGACCUGGAGAAUUGAGCUUAAGAUACAUCUCAAUCUACUACCCUCGGAGCUUCUGUUCACGAAGAAAUACCUGUAUCUGCUGGCGCAAUAUCACAGUUUCCAAGUUAUCCGAGUGGGCCGCUUUCAUUUAUACACAAAGACAACCGGCAUCAUUGGACGCAGUGAUCCUUGUAUCUUGAAGGGUCGGACCGUGAGCAUCUGCUGUCGUCCCACGAUAUGACUGCUCAGUCGAGCCACACGGACAUGCAACGACUGGCUUCUGCCUUGCGCUGUUCCCAUUAUGCGGUGAUGUAUAUUGACCAUAGUGGACAACUCCGCUCAGAAGGGUCCCCUUCCAUUGCAGGGGGAGAGAGAGAGAUAUUCACAGAGGAGGUGCAGGGGAGAUUCCUGAGGUCUGUGGCCUCAGCAUGGCAGCUGAAUACGAACAAUCCUUUAGGUCACAUGUCCGGAGAUGAAGCGGCGGCGACUUACUCUUCCUCUUCCUCUUCCUCUUCCUGGCCCCAUCAUCCAACCACAACAAGACCGGCCGGACUCAUACCCUGUGACUUGGUGUCGUUGCGUUUCAAGCGUCCCCGAAGAAGUUUAAGACAGACCGAUUCAGCUUCAGCUCCAGGUUCGACGUCGGAAAAUGAGCAGAGCUCAGAAACAAGAGCAACAAUCCUUCGACUGGGGGACACUGAAACCCUUCGGCACUACUACGAAAGGGCUUUUGACAAAUUCCAACAGCUGAACUGCAGGGUGAUUGCCAAAGCAUUCAUCAAACUAGUAGAGCCCCGCAAGCAGGUCAAUCAUCCGUAUAAUGGCCGACGAACGUCGGCUUCUGCUUCACAGAGGAUGGACCCUGAGCUAACCAAGCCCAACUGGUGGCCGGCUGGGGUGACACACAAAGAGCCCGACCACCUGUUCAAGCCUGAGCGGAUCAAGUUGCUUGUGCAUAUCCUGUGUAAUCUGAAAGACAGCAAGGGAGUGACAGCCGAAAAACUCCAGGAGGCAGGCCAGGAUGUGAAACGUCAGAUUCAGCCCACGAGGCGGCAAGAUGUCUUGGACGAGAUCUUCUAUGUUCGGAAAAUGGAAGAAUUAUACUUGGACGGAAAGAUCAGUGGUGACACAACAGUGCGUGUCUUUCAUGCUCACCUUGCUGAUCAAUGUCAUGUCCCUGAGCUGCAGGAGUCGACAAACGACUCUUGCUCUGCUGUUGAAACUAUCCACAAGUCUAUCAAUUCCCACGCGACACAAUUCACUCCAGAUACAGAGAAGAUAGCAGAGGCUGCAGAGCGGAGCCUAGACAGUGAUCAUCCCCAGAGAUUGUUCCAGUCAAGUGACAGAAGCCCAUCGUUAUCGGAGAAGGGCUCGGCAAGCCCAAGUGCUUGCUUCUCUCUCUCUCCGGCGUCAUCCUCUACAGUCAGCCGUGCAGUUUCUCUGGACAACAGUUUGUCAAAGGAACCAGCUGACAUCGGUGGCACCUCAAAGUCAAAUAGAGAUCCUGGUGCGUUUCGAGACAUGCAAUCUACUGUGUCUCAAAGCUUGCCAGAAUAUUUCGCGCAGCAAGUGGCACAUCCGCCCGGUGGGCAGAGUGCCACUUCGAGCUACUGGGCCACCCUUCCAUACAAUGGUUACUGAUCACUGUCAUUGGAACGGGCGGGAGCUUUCCUUGUGAGUGCUGCAUGUAUCACAAGCUGGCUCUCAUGAGAAAGUCUGUGCCUUCCGGCUACCUUGCUGCUUUCUUCUUGAUACUCUUUUGUUUGCUGUAUCUCUGCGGGGACCAUCAAUGAUCUAGGUGAGUUUUUAUCUGCAAGGUUGUAUAUACAUACAUGUCAGGGUUUCAAGAACUAUGUAAUGAUACGACCAGAACAACAGCUCUGAGUCCUUCA